Messenger RNA from Astrephomene gubernaculifera, 1755 nucleotides. NCBI's taxonomy places the organism in Eukaryota, Viridiplantae, Chlorophyta, Chlorophyceae, Chlamydomonadales, Astrephomenaceae. The record is from the annotation of a GenBank genome assembly.
AUUUCCUUUUUGUUUUCAUGGCAGAGCACUGGACUUACAUAAGUAGGCCAUAGCCAGGAAGGCCCGCUAAAACGGGCCAGACGGCGGCGCUUGCUCACAGACGCGUAUAUUUGGGCUAGCACAAAUGAAACACAAUUUGCGGCUAUGCUUGGCUCCUGGGCAACAGGAUCUGACAUGUUGCGUCACAGUCGACGAGAAUGCCUUUGGCAAGAGGCUUCUCAAAUCGGCGGCGGGUUUAAUCAAUGUGGCCUCAUACUGGAGCACCAAACCAAUCGCUCCUUUGGCGGUUCUGCACCUUGCAAGCAACGGUCGCGGAACCCAGCUGCGGCUCAUGCCGCCCUCGGAGCAAGAGGACCAGCAGCCACAGCCCGGGAAAAAGAAGCAGCAGAGGGCCGUGCAGAGGGCCCGGGCAGCCCUCCAGGAGGCGCAUGCGGCCUGCUUGGAGGGCCGCAGCGCCCUGAGGGCCCCCCUGAGCCUCCUGCCAAAGGCGACUCAAGGGGCAAACGGGCAGCAACGCCAGGCAGCGGUCCCGGCAGUAGCGGCCGAAGCCACAGAAGCCGUGGAGUUGUUCCUGGUGCCGCUUGCAGCCCAGGAGGCGCAGCGGCAGCAUGCGGAGGCAGCAGCGGAAGCGGAAGCGGGGCCGGUGUUCUGGGGCUAUGUGCUGCCGGCGGGGGCGGCCGCAGCGGCGCUGAGGGCGCUGCGGGAGCGGCGCCUGGCGGUGGUGGCGAGCGUGGAGAACGACGGACCGAUUGUGCGGUCGUACACGGUACAGCAGCUCGAGGAGGAGUUGGCGGCGGCCAAGACGAGGUGCAAAUCGCUACGAGGUGAACUGAACGCGGCACUCGCCGCCCAGCAAAAGCAACAACAACAACAGCCGAGCGCCGGUGGCCGCAGGCCCCGUGAGGCAGCAGCGGCUGAGGAUGAGGCUGCUGACACGCAGCGAGGCAAGAAGAAGAGGCGACUUCAAGGCGACGGCGGCAGCAGCGCCGCUGUCGGUAAUGCCGGCGAGGGCGAGGGCGCGGGGCCCAACGCGGCGGCUGCUGCUGCGGGUGCGGCGGAUGGUGAGGAUCCGACUGUCGCACGUCUUCGGGCGGCUGUAGCAGCGGCUGUGUCGUACAUGAAGCGUGUGCAGGAGGACCUCCGUUUGCUGCGAGAGUAUGUGGAGUCGAAGGCCGUUACGUAUGGAGGCCGGGAGCACAAGGCCAGGUUGGAGAGGGCUCCGCGGCCCGGCGGCGGCGGCGGUGUCGUCAAACGUCCCGUCAUCCGCAUCCCCCUCACCACCCCCUCGGAUGCGAAUGCGACCCCUGCUACCGCUGCUGACGCCGGCAGUAGCAGCAGCAGCAGUGCUGCGGCUGUCAUUGCGCUGACGCGAGCGGAUCCCAAGCGCCCCGAAACCAGCAUGCUCGUACGGGUUCGGCCGUACUGGCAGCAGCUCCAAGACAUGCUGGCCGGGAAGCUGCUAGCUGCGUCGACAACGGAAGCAGGUGGGGAUGGUGACGGCGGCGCCGCCGCCAACGGAGGCGAGGAGGUCGCUGCGAAGAAAGGCAACGCCAAAAAGGCUCGGAGGGCAGCACAAGCCGCUGCAGCGGCAGAAGAGGGUGCGGCCGCGGAGGCGCGAUCGCGGCUGUUCGACUUCCUUCCCUGGAUCUCCCCGGAUCGCGACGUGGAUUCGGCGAUGGCGUUGUGGCAGGUCUUGGAUCCUGAGGGAGAUGUCGUACCGGCGGAUGAGUUGUUGCCGCGGCUGGCACAUCGGGG